UUGGUGUUGAAAAGGAAAUGUGUUGCGAAAAUGACUGACUUUGAUGCGAUUUACGAAGAAGGUGAAGACGAAGAUAGGUUGUCGCCAUCAGAUAUUGAUACACUUGCCAUUGUUCCAGAUCCAGUAAUAAUAAGGGGCGCAGGAAAUAUGACAGUGUUUGGUCUAAGCAACAGAUUUGAACCUGACUUUCCUUCAGAACUUUCAGCGCGGGUUGCACCAGAAGAAUACAAAGACACGAUAGACAGAAUUAACCAAGUCUUGAAAAAAACAUUACCGAUGAACGUGAAGUGGUUGUUCUGUGGCUGUAUAUGUUGCUGCUGUACUCUUGGCUGUUCUCUAUGGCCUGUAAUCUGCCUAAGUAAACGGACAAAACAUUCUAUAGAAAAGGUCCUAGACUGGGAGAAUAGUCAUUUAUAUCAUAAAUUGGGACUGCACUGGCAUCUCAGCAAGCAGCGAUGUGACUCCAGUAGUAUGCUGGAAUAUGUGAUUCGAAUUGAAUUUAUUCCAAAGAUGGCGAUAGACAGACCUGACUGAUACUGCACUAUUGCAACAAUUUGCAGAUGAGGAUUAAUCUGUCUUCACCAAAAGCAGCUGGUGGCUUUGCUCAUAUUCCUUUGGCCACAAUCUCAACUAGUGUAAUGUAUUUGUAAAUGCUAAUUCAAGUAUUCUACACCUCGUCACUUGCAGGGAAAAUUGGUUCAUCUCAGAUCACAACACCAAUGACAGAAUAGUGAUUCCAGUUGCUAUAUUUUACCAUUGUUUUACGAUCUGUUUGUAGUCAUUUGCGUGUUUUUUUUCCCUGGUGAGUAGUCUUGAAAAUUUUUACUAUUGGACUUUUACAUAUGGUGGCAUAUGGAUAACAAAGCCCAGCCUUGAUCUCAUAGACAGUAGCGUUUCACACAUGUAAUAUACUUGAUUUAUUGUAUAGGUUGCUAUGUAUCGUCUGCUAGCUAUAUUGGCUGGAAAGUGCAAGUAUAGCAGGGAAUUUGCAUGAAGGUCCAGUUAUCUAAAUUAACAAUUGUUUGCUUAUUUCUGCAAAUCAGGGUUGAAAUUUAAUAGAUCAUUGGAUUAUUCAUUCCAUGUUGUAAUAAGUGCAUUCAAUUAUUCGGUUUCUGUUUAGUGGUUGUUUAAUAAUCCUUUAUGUACAUACAUAUAUACUUCAAUAAUUCUUAUCUUUAGGGAACAGUGUGAUCAGGAAUAAUAUAAUAGAAUUUAUUUUACUCCUGAUAAGAUAUAAAAUAACUGGCGCCAUGUACCAUGCACAGUAUGGAAAAUUCAGUUAUCUAAAUUAAGAAUUGUUUGCUUGAUGUGCCAACUGUUGUUCUGGCAUGUAGAAGCCUUGACUACCUAGAUUGUGUUUUGUCUUCCUAUAGUUAACCUACUUUACCUAGCUCACCUUACCUCUCGGAAGAUUAAUUUUACUCUCCAAAAAUGGGGAAUGCAUACCAUAAGCAAAGCAUUCGUAUGGCAGUUAGAAAGUGAUCUCUAUCCGUUCACAGUAUUGUGAACUAAAAUGAACUUAAUGGGCGAUGGAAAGCAAUGCCAGCACUUGGCUAAUGUUGGAAUGAGAAUUCCCAACGUUGUCAUGGUUUUGUAAUGACAGCUCUGCUAUAUAACCGAUCGCUAUGGCAAUGAACUUGUCUAUAGAAUAAGUAUAUUAUAUACACAAGUUCAUGCCAUGACCUAGCCACAUGCAAUUCUGAAUGUUUUAUUAAGACCCCUUAAACGAUUUCUCGCUUGCUACCUUUAUUGUAAUUAGUUUUUUUAGCUAUUCGGCAGUUCAUAUGUGUCUUAUGUCGCUUCUGACAGCCACAGGUCAAGGAUGCAUUGGGAAAAAUGUUGCCAGGAAGUGUAUAUGCCCAGUCAUCAUUUUCUAUAGUGUUAUCACUAUGUGGUUUAAAAUUACCUAUCCAUGUUGUAAAUGGUAUGUAAUGUCCUACUGCUAAACACUAACUAUGAAAAUGUGUAUAAUUAUAGUAGUUAAUUCUAACCACCUAGUUAUAAUAUAGAGUUAUGUGGUUAUAAAUGAGCAUCUAUAUAUAAUCUUACAUGUAUUCAUAAGUUUUCAAGUUGCAGGGAUCGACUGCAGUAAGCACAGGCACAAGUAACAUUAAACGGAAUGGACAUAACGUGUCCAAGUAGUAUCUCUCAUACAAAAUGGUUUUUUUAAUAUUAGGCCGGUAGUCCUGCGCCAAGAGAUUCACGUGCGGGUACGUAGUUAAAGUUGAUUUUAACUCUAGCAUUUGCGAAUGCCCGUUAUUCUUAUACGCGGUAUAUUUUUCUCGUUGGUUUUGAUACAGGACUGCUGUCAGUAACCGUAGAUUUUCUUUUAUAUUUUGGAAAUGACGCGAGGCUGGCCAAAAUGGGACAGCGCGAUUGUUUCUCGGUCUAGUCUGUUUUGGCUGUUGGUCGUAACUGCAUGUAGAAUGUCGAUGAGUUGUUGUUAGUUAACAAUCGCCUAGUCGCGCGACGAGAUUUACGUUUCACACACGAACAGUACGUGCGAGGGCAUGUAAGCAUAUUUCGUUGGCAGAGAGCUGAAACCUCGCAACAAGAUUAUGAUGUGUUAAUACGUUAAGCGGAGGUAUAUAUGCUGUAGCCUAUAUACAAGAUCGUGGUCGCACAAGCUAACGAUCGACCGCCAGCAACCCGGAUUUAUAUAUUGCAUACGCGAUACAACUCAUUAUGUCAGAAGUAGAUAUAAGCAGACGAUUUGUUAUUUUACAUUGUAUUGUAAAUUGUUGAGUAUUUGUAGUAUCUCUAUAAGUCACAGCUAGUCUAGACGAAAUUUCUUCGUUUUCAUGCAAGUUUUGUAAAUAGUGUACGUGUAUGGUGCGCGUGUGUGCGUGAAUGAAGGAAUAAAAUACUGUAUAUGUGUUUAUCUAUUGCAGAAAUGUA
Priapulus caudatus is the source of this 2898-nucleotide messenger RNA. RefSeq names its product cysteine-rich hydrophobic domain-containing protein 2-like. The record is from RefSeq and is a predicted model, not a curated record. Bases 31 to 534 code for a protein of 167 amino acids. NCBI's taxonomy places the organism in Eukaryota, Metazoa, Priapulida, Priapulimorpha, Priapulimorphida, Priapulidae. The transcript is spliced from 6 exons.